Molecule: messenger RNA, 2715 nt
Organism: Daldinia childiae
Lineage: Eukaryota; Fungi; Ascomycota; Sordariomycetes; Xylariales; Hypoxylaceae
Exons: 4
Coding region: 1-2715 (904 amino acids)
Biological process (GO): trehalose biosynthetic process
Cellular component (GO): alpha,alpha-trehalose-phosphate synthase complex (UDP-forming); cytosol
Molecular function (GO): catalytic activity
Source: RefSeq, a predicted model, not a curated record
AUGACUAUCUUUCUAGCUUCGUUGUUUCUCCCCAAAACUGUUUAUUUUAGGCUGCCACAUGCGCCACCUGCUAUUGAACGCCAUAGUCAAAAGCCGAACAAUAAAAAGCCAUCGAAGCGACCGCCUCUCGAGCUUCGCACCAGCCUUUUCCCCGAUCCGGCCAUUACUCCUCCUCGAACUCCCGAGGAAGAAGAGGCCUACCUUGACGACGGCCUUUUUGUAAACGAAGAUGGCCUGCGGGUUCUUAACGUUUCGGAUGACGAGGAAUUCAUCAAGGCCCCAGCGGAUAAGGAAUCGCCGAAAUGGGGCGGCCGGGCGAAUCAGCCGAAGUCUCGAGCGAACUCGCCACCUCCGGCUUCUUUGAUAGAGCAUGCUAAGACCUUGGAAAAGGCCAAGGAGCUUGGACGCCAAGGGGUUCUCCAACCUCGGGCCACUCGAAGUGACAGUCACGACAGGGUCUUCUCGCAUGCCAACUGGCGAAUUGUGAAUGCAGACCAAGGAAAUGGCGGCCUUCGCAAUGCUGCCGAGGCAGCAGCCCGUGAUGGAAAUGCAGAAGAAUACUCAUGGGUAGGUACGUUAGGCAUGCCCACAGAUGCCCUAGAGGGGACGCAGCAGAAAGAGGACAUCAAUGACAGGCUGGUAACCGAAUUCAACAUGUACCCCGUGUUCUGCACAGAUAAGGACUUCGAUGGACACUAUUUGCACUUCUGCAAGCAAAUUCUUUGGCCUGUCUUCCACUACCAAAUCCCUGAUAACCCAAAGAGCAAAGCAUACGAAGACCACUCGUGGCAGUUCUACGUCAACGUUAACCAAGCAUUUGCGGACAAGAUAGUUAAGAAUUGGAAACGAGGAGAUACGAUAUGGGUAAACGAUUAUCACCUCUUGCUGGUGCCAGGAAUGAUUCGAAAGAAGCUCCCGGAUGCAAAGAUCGGUCUGUUUCUACACGUUGCCUUCCCGUCGUCCGAGGUCUUCCGAUGUCUCGCUGUCCGGAAACAGCUGCUCGAGGGCAUGCUUGGAGCAAAUCUGAUCGGCUUCCAGAUCCAUGAAUAUACCCGCCAUUUUCUUCAGACGUGCAGUCGCCUCCUUUCUGUAGAGGCGACACCCGAUGGUGUUCAAUUGGAAGACCGGUUCGUCAAUGUGAUGAACCAUGCCAUAGGCAUCGACCCUGUCAAUCUCAAUGCUCAUCGUCAAGAUGAGGAGGUUAUGAGGUGGAUUACAAUCAUGAGAGACCGUUAUAAGGACAAGAAAAUCAUUGUCGCUCGUGAUAAGCUUGACCAUGUUCGUGGAGUUCGACAGAAGCUCCUCUCCUAUGAGCUGUUUCUCAACAAAAACCCCCAGUGGAGAGAUAAGGUUGUUCUAAUCCAAGUUGCCUUAUCUACUGGCGAGAAGACGGACCUUGACGCGGCUGUUGGAGAUAUCGUCACUAGAGUGAACUCGAAUUGGGCCAACCUCGCCUAUCUGCCUCUUGUGUAUUUGAAGCAAGAUAUUCCAUACCCUCAGUACCUUGCGCUAUUAACAAUUGCGGAUGCCCUUAUGAUUACCAGCCAACGCGAAGGAAUGAACCUCACUUCCCAUGAAUUCGUUGUCUGUCAAGACGGAAAAUACUCUGACAGGAAGCAUGGAUCUUUGAUUCUAUCAGAGUUCACUGGAACUUCGUCGCUAUUCGGGGGUAAAGAGUUAACUGUCAACCCAUGGAGUUACCGGCAAUGCUCCGAGGCCAUCAAGCAGGCGCUUGAAAUGUCCGACGGAGAGAAGGAUGAAAGGUGGGAAGCACUUCGUGAGAUCGUCAGCCACCAUACCGGAAGCCAUUGGUUCUCGAAAUUCAUAAGCACUCUCGAUCAGGUCUAUGAAGAACAGCACCGUCAUGACCAAACAUCUGUUCCCCGACUGAACUUAAAUACUCUUGGCCAACGAUAUUCCAAGAGUCAAAAACGGCUAUUCUUCCUCGACCUUGAAGGUACACUAAUUCCCUAUGGCCCGAUGAAUGAGAUCAUCCCCAUGAAUCCCCAGCGGACCUUGGAUGUGUUAAACGACCUCGUCGAAGAUCCUCGUAACACUAUUUAUGUUAUGUCUGGACGUAGACCAGAAGAGCUCGAUCGCCUUUUCCGCCUUGUUCCUAACCUAGGCCUCAUAGCCGAAAAUGGUUGCUUUAUUAAGAAGUCCGGAAGCGCUAAGUGGACCGAAGUUGCGGACCAUGAUAAGGUUACUACGUGGAAAGAAUCAGUUCGAGGGAUCUUGCAGUACUAUCUGGAGCGAACCCCUGGAUCAGAGAUUGAAGACCGCAAUUGUUCGGUGAUAUUUCACUACAAGCAUGCUGAUGACUAUGCAAAUGCUGAGCGGCAAGCAAGCGAUUGGACCGGACACAUCAACGAAUCCUGCGAGGAGCAGCGGGUUCACGCGACGCAGUUGGAUAACUGCGUUGUUGUUGAACCAAUUGACUGGACGAAGGACACCGCUGCCGCCCAAGUCUACGAGGACGCGAAUAAAGAUGCUCAGGACUCCCAAAACAGCCAAGUUGACUUCCUUAUGGUCAUUGGCGAUGGCCGCGAGGAUGAAAAAGUUUACAAGUGGGCUAACAGUCUAAAAGGGGGUAAUAUGGCAAAGGAUGUAAUCACGGUAAGCUUGGGGAGCCGGAAUACCGAAGCUACCUCAACUUUAACGCAGGGCGUUAGCGGUGUUCUUGUGACGCUGCAAAAGCUUGCUGGGCUUUCUUAG